UUUUAAUGACAUAGGCUAUAAUGUACACGAACUUACGAAGAGAAUUUUUCCCUAUGCCACGAUGCAUAGGGGAUAAAAAUGCUGCAAGUAGGCCUUCCGCUAGCCUGGCUCUUGUGGAAUUAUGUUGCAGUCAGUCAUCAGAAAUGGCAGUCUAUUUUAGGAGAUUGAAGCAGAGCAGAAGUUUGCAUGGCCACACCCUCGUCGUGGAGACAGACAGCACGAUGAGUGGAUCUCCUCAUGUGGUGAUUGUAGGGGCCGGUAUGGGGGGUGCGACUUGCGCCUACUACCUCAGGAAGGAAUUGCCAGGGGUCACCGUCACUGUGCUAGAGGCUCGGGACAGAGUCGGUGGACGCACCAAAGAUAUAACUUUCUGGGGAAGUACUGUAAAUAUGGGAGCAGCUUUAUUCAACACUGAGCAGAGGAAUAUUGCUGCAUUGGCCAAGGAGUUGAACCUGAAGAUUCACUGCUUUAAACGCAGUGGUGACUUUCCUGACAACACCAUCUGGGAUGGCCGUGAGAUCGUGCAGACUGGCAAACUCUUGUCCAUCGAACCAGAAGCAGACGCAAAAAUGCGGCAGAGCUUAAAGGAAUUCCUGUCUGCCCUGGAGGCCACCUACCAGAAGUACGACAAUGGAACCUUCCGCUCUAUCCCGGAAUUUCUGGCGGCAGGGGGACUGGAGGCUUACACCCGUCAGUCUGUGGAGGAGUUCUUUUGCGACACGCCGGUUAGCAAAAGGGUCCAAAAGUAUGUUAUCGAGACAGUGAUGCGUGAGUUCUUCGGCCAGGGGUUGGAAUCCAGCGUGGCUCUGGCCAUGAUUUGCCUAGCGGGGGUCUAUCAGGAUGCCUUCAAGACAGAGGGCGGAAUGAGUCAGCUGGUGAAGACCCUGAUCGAAUCCUCGGGUUGCAACCUCCAUCUCAACUCAUCUGUCUCUCUAGUCCGGAAAAUGGAGGACCAGUUUGAGGUGUGGUACAGCCAGAGAGAGGCCGAGCCGAAGCUUAAGAUAAGUGCCGACACUAUUGUCAUUGCAUCACCUCUUGAGUGGGCAGGCAUUGAGUUCGAAGGGUUUAUCCCGGCCAUUGUGCAGCCAAAACGGGAGUGGGAACGUGUGUACAUGUACGUGAGUAAAGUCGCCGCCAAGUCCAUCCGUAAGAGCUACUUCAAGGGCGUCUCCCUCUCUCCGGACAAUCCCUCAUGCAUAUACACCACAUCCGACGCCUCCCAGCCCUGGGUGGCCCUCCGGAGCAGGGACUCCAGCGAGGGGUACAACUCCUACAGUAUAUUUCACUCCGAGGACAUUGCCGAAGAAGGCUUCCUGGACCAGCUCUUUGAAGGGGUCCGAGAUUUUAAGAGCGAGCGGUGGGACUACGUCCACCCGGUGUGCCCGCCAGUCAGGGGGUCCGAUGGGUACCAGAGCAUUAUACUGGCCGACGGCUUGUACUAUCUGAACGGGCUGGAGAGCGUGGCGUCGCAGAUGGAGAUAGCUGUCGUCAGUGGGCGUAACAUUGCCCGGCUUAUUUCUAAGGAGCUGUAGGUAAUGGUAACACUGCAGUGCCCCACCAAGCCAUCUUUCCACUUGUCCUGAGGUCAGACAAAAUUUAUUCAAGACAGGCAGUUUUUGCUUGAGCAAAAUUAACAAACCUCCAUUUAUUUCAAAAAUCUCUAACACUUGUGGAUACAUUUCAUAUUUUUCAUAUUACUCCGUCAUGAGCACAGGGUACAACUGAAAUGUGGUCUCAGAUAGCUCCAUUUGGGAUGACAGUUUCAAAAACGUUGCUGGCAUAAUUGGGCAGGCAAAAUGUCAAUCCAAGAUGAAAUCUUGGAGCACUGUAUCAACUAGCUCAAAGGUUGUUAUGAUUUUUUUUAGUGUAUGUGUAAAAUUGAUAUCAUGUGAUAUCAUUCUGUUUGAAUGUGUGGUGGGGAGGUUGUCAAAUUACAAGGUUACCAAGGAACCCCCCCUCAAGCUAACUGACUUUUGAAACUGUUCCGGGCACUAGCAAAGUGGGGAAAAAUGGCCCAAUAGUGCUCACAAUCAAUGUAGUGUCGCAAGUACACCAGGGUAAGUUGACUUGGUAACCGUUGGUUGAUUUUGCCCGGUGCCCGGCAUAAAUUUCAUGCAUAGUUACUAGCCAGAAUUGACCAUUGGUUGACAACUCGUAGCAGAUCGGAUUUGCCCUAGUAUGACCUUUUUCUUUGCAAUAAGUCAGCACUAUCCUUGUUUUCCCCAAAGUCAAAUAAGAGAUUGCGUGCCUGAUGAUAUAGACCAAAUGUUGUAUUGAAAUACGCAUGGAGUGAACCGCAGGAAAGAUCUCGGAAUUUUCUGACGGAGCCAGAUUUCCUGUCGGCCAACAGGAAAGAUCUGUUGUUCAGGCAUAUCCAUUGUUUGGUAAACAUGAUGAUCCGUUUACUGACUGUCUUACGAAACCUGAAUAACUGAAACCUGGAACCUGAAACCUGGGCACAUCCGUAACAGCGAUUUUGUUACACAAAGAUAUGGUGCUGUUCUCUGAGCUCGGGGACGUCCGGGGAAUUCUGUAUCAUCAUCAGGUGAACCGAUUUUUUAUGGGACUCGCAUGUGGUAGGCUGAGAAAUUUUUAGGGUAUAAACUUUGAUGCCACAAACAUAGGGAUGAGUCCUUUGCGAAUACUCCUGUGGCUCAUGUCCCAUGGGUGAAAAGUUGCACGUUUGGGGGGUAUUACGGGGGGGAGGAAACAGGUGGGGAAAUCACCAAACUGCUUGAAAAUAUUUUAGAAUGGACCCCUUUCCACGGAUAAUGGUUUUCUCAGUCUGUCCCCUAUGGUUUCUCCUCUUGGGAAAUAUUUUGCCCUCUGGAAAAAAUUGUUUAGUAGAUCAGUAUAAGGAUUCGAACCUUUUUGCUCCAUCCUAGCACUACUGUAUUCAGUACUAUUGCCCAGCUUAAUAUGACUGAAAUACAAUGUAUUGACAAAAUUUUAUUUGAUGGCCUCUUUUGCGUCUCGAUUGAAGAGCAGUGUCUAAUAGUUGACGAGUAGACACGCCUUCCGUUUAUUGUGCUGCUGACGAAGGGAACUUACAUUUGUAAAAGAAAGAUAGAAAAAGUGGAUAUGUAGGAUUGGAAGAGCGCAUUAGUAUUAAAUCCACUACUCAGAAACUUCUAUAAAGAAACACCGUUACCAUUGUUUAUGCGAUAUUCUCUUUAAUUUGUAUCCAUUCAUUCAUGCAGACAUCGACAUUAACGACAAUAGUUGAGAUAUCACAAACAUAGUAAUAAAUAAAAAAGUGUAACUGUACAUUGGUAUGAAUAGAGAAUUAACAAGCAACUGACGAGAAAAAAAGAUAAGUGUGAUAUUACUGUCGGUUAAACUUACUUGACAAUGGCAACAUCGGAAAUGCCAGCAUAGGGGUCUGGAGAAGCCAAAGGCUUUUAAUUCUCCCCUGUCCCAAUUUCCCUUGUAGCCUAAUACUAGUACUGCGGCAUUAUAAGAUUACUUAAGGGUACAACAACAAUGGCUACCGGAAGCUUCAACGACGUUCGUAUCACGCAUGCUGCAUAUGAUGGGUCCAGCUUUUAUGACGUAGGCCCUGCGUCCGCGUUAGAACAAUAUGUAUAAAAGAAGAGGUACCUGCCCAAUGAAAUGUGUCAUCUUUAACGUUUGUUUUUUCGAAACCAUACAGUGUUUAAAUAAUGCCUCCUUGUUGGUGAACCGUAUCUGCUGCAUGUACUCCAUGGUCCUAGGUAGUCUACAUGUAUAUUCAUACAUUUCAUAUGGACCUUUUUCCUGGGAUGUCACGAUCGUACAGGACCGCGAUGUGUUGUGAUGGUAAUGAUGCAUAGUGUUGUGAUGCUGAUGUUACUUAGUCUAGAAAAACUAUAGUCAAGCAUGCAUGCAGCUCGCUGAUGUUCAGUGCAUGUACGCUGCUGAACAAUAGAUGGAUCCCAAUACGACGCCUUUAGCGUCGAUCUGCGCACUU
Acanthaster planci (crown-of-thorns starfish) is the source of this 3949-nucleotide messenger RNA. RefSeq lists its product as uncharacterized. The record is from RefSeq and is a predicted model, not a curated record. NCBI's taxonomy places the organism in Eukaryota, Metazoa, Echinodermata, Asteroidea, Valvatida, Acanthasteridae.